Aspergillus costaricaensis CBS 115574 is the source of this 973-nucleotide messenger RNA. Its product is annotated as putative isochorismatase family hydrolase. The coding region runs from base 25 to 711 and encodes 228 amino acids. Lineage: Eukaryota; Fungi; Ascomycota; Eurotiomycetes; Eurotiales; Aspergillaceae. The record is from RefSeq and is a predicted model, not a curated record. The transcript has a single exon.
CCUUAAUCAAUCACAACAACAACAAUGUCCCAACUAGUAACAUUCACCCACCCCACCGCCCUCCUCCUAAUCGACAAUCAAAACGGCUUCACCCACCCAACCCACUGGGGUCCAUCCCGUUCCAACCCCAACUACGAAGCCAACAUCCAAACCCUCCUCACCACCUUCCGCAACACCCUCACCACAUCCCCAUCUCCACCAUCACUUCAACAACAUCAUCACCACGAAAUAAUCCACAUCUUCCACUCCUCCACAACGCCCACCUCCCCCCUACACCCAACCUACACCACUCCCACAGGAGAGCAAGGCAUCGACCCUCUCCCCAUCUGCAACCCACUUCCCACCGAGAAACAGAUCUGGAAACAUGUCAAUUCCUCAUUUAUUGGCACCGAACUGGAAGAAUAUCUCCGCGAGAAGGGGAUACGGCAGUUGAUUGUGGCCGGGUUGACGACGGAUCAUUGUGUGUCGACGACGGUGCGGAUGGCGGCGAAUUUGGGGGUUGUUGAUACUAGGGUUAGAUCAUCUGAGGAUGAGGUGGAUAAAGGACGGAUUAUUCUUGUUAGUGAUGCCACUGCUACGUUUGCCAAGGGGGGAUGGGAUGCCGAGACGGUGCAUCAGGUGUCGGUUGCGAGUUUAGAUGGGGAGUUUGCGGAGGUGAGAGGGGUGGGGGAGGUGGUGAAGGCGCUGGAGGAGUAUUCUGCUUCGAACUAGAUCUUAUAUAUAGAGGGUGUGGAAUUUAUGAUGAUGGUGUGGAUGUAGGCUAUGAUUAUUAUAUCACAAGCCACGGAUUAAUUGAUAGCUACAUUACAGGGUCACAUCCACCGCAAUCAUACCCUCUGAAACGAAUCCCGUCACGAACAAUCUCGCCUUCUUCUGCUGCUGCUCUGGCAACGGAACCAGCACCGCCGCGCUGGCACUCCGGAUGCGUGAUCCAUCGUCCUCAAAAAGCAGCCGGGUCUCCCAUUCCGCGGGC